AUGUUGAUGGAGAAGAGGAGAGCUCAGCCAGAGAUCGUCUUCAGCAGGAAUUACGAAGAGCUGCCAGCUUGGUUGCUUGGGGGCCUGGAUGAGGUGGUAUUUGCAGCGAGCACUGGACCCGAUGGUGGGCUGACGGCCAUCAAGCACCGACCCAUGCAUCUCACCACCAACGAGCCCGAUGUGGAAUUCAUCGACGAAGACGAGGACCACUCGCAGCAGAGUCCCUGUCGGCGGGCCUCCCUCUCUACAAAAUCCAGCCCUGAGGCAUCUGAAGUGGAGGCUUCCAGCUGUCUCAAUGAGAUCUCAGAAUGGAACAAUAAUCAUGAAAAUCCGAGUGAGAGUGCACCAGAACUAACUGCUGGGAUCCAAGGCUGGAACCGACCUCACCCAUUUGCUUAUGGUGUAUCCACCACACUUUAUGAGAAGAACCCGGUGACUAGAAUCAAUGCAGGGAACCCAAUUGCAGAUUCAUAUGCAAUAGUGGCUCGAAAGAAUAAUGCCAUCAUGGCGCUAGCUGAUGGUGUGAAUUGGGGGGAGAAGCCAAGCCUUGCAGCCAAAUGUGCAGUUCAUGGUUGCAUUGACUACCUCAACAAGGCCCUCUUUCCCCUUCGGGGUGCCCCACUCACAACCAAGGAUAUCUUUUUGGCUCUCAUGCGGAGCAUGUGUGCUGCACAUCAGCUAAUCCUCCUGGAGGAAGGAGAUGUAACAACACUCACAGUUGCUGUCAUCGUCCCCAUGAUCCUGCCCAACAAAUAUGCUGUCUGCAUCUGCAAUGUUGGCGAUAGCCUCGCUUAUGUGUACAACCGUCAGACAGGCGUCAGAGAAAUCACUUAUGGAUCUCAUGACAUCAACUCUAUGCGGAACAUGAGAGAUGCCCUUGGUGCCUUGGGACCAGUUGAUGGGAUCUCGGCUCCUGUGCUCAACAACUUGACCUGCUCCAUGACCCAAGUGGAGCCGGGUGACAUCGUCUUUCUUACCUCAGAUGGAGUGUCUGACAACUGUGACCCUGUGGUUGGGAAGUUUGCUCUCCCUAAGGAGGUUAAGAAGAAGUCAGGGACACGCUCCAAACGCAAAGAUAUUCAUCCACAUGCCCCUCAAGAGGACUCACUGCUCCAUCAUGCUGGUCUACCGGUUGUGGAGGCUUUCCAGCGUCACGAGCUGACCAUGAUGCGAAUGGACGACCUCGUGAGCCACGGAGUCGGAUCGCAGAACCACCGACUGGAUUCGGGUCGGGAUAUCACACCGCAGGAUUUGUGCCAUCAGCUGAUCGACUUUGCAACGCGACUAACCAAUGCCAAGCGCCGCAUCCUCGAGGACCCGGAACUGUACGAAGAGGAAGGAGCGGAACGGGAAGGGCCAGCAGAGCACCACCUGGAGGACCGGUCGAGACGGAAGAGGGUGUCGGACCGCCUCGCCCAGCUACCCGGGAAGUUGGACCAUGCCACCGUGGUCGCUUACCGUGUGGGAGUCUAUCACAGUGAUAUGGAGGAGGAAGAGGAGGAUUUCAACGCUCCUCUUGAAUCCCCCGUUUGACCCCUCUUCACAUCAACCUCUCUUGUCGUUUAUUCUGCUCAUUCUAUGUCAUCCUUCCUUCACUCAUAUACAAGUGAAUCAAAGUUCAAAGAGAAUAAAGUGUCAUUUUUUUAAAUAGAUA
This is a messenger RNA of Darwinula stevensoni, 1654 nucleotides long. NCBI's taxonomy places the organism in Eukaryota, Metazoa, Arthropoda, Ostracoda, Podocopida, Darwinulidae. The record is from the annotation of a GenBank genome assembly.